Molecule: messenger RNA, 1743 nt
Organism: Penicillium brasilianum
Lineage: Eukaryota; Fungi; Ascomycota; Eurotiomycetes; Eurotiales; Aspergillaceae
Source: the annotation of a GenBank genome assembly
AGCGAUGAUUCCUCGCCCAACCGCGACCUGAAGAAAAGCAAAAGGCAUAGUCUGUGAGCCUCCGAAUAAAACGCCAGUUGCAUAUCAAUGGGACACCCUGAGAUAUCAGAAGACACGUUUGGCUAUGAGUCAAAAACCACCCUCGGUCUCCGGGAAAGUAUCGACGAUGUAACACCUGUUCCCGCGCAAGAGAGCAGACUGCAACUAUUCGAAACGCAACCUUCACCCGAAGAACAGCAAUGGACACCCGAUCUGCGAGACUGGCUAGUGUUCGUCAACAUACUCAUUCUUGCGAUGAUGGACAGUUUUGAUGCGACAGUGAUGAUGCCAGUUCUGCCGGAACUGGCCAACGCCUUUGACAAACCCUUUGUCACUACUCUUUGGGUCAACACGAUUUACCUCAUCAUCAGCGCUGCCAGCCAACUAUACUUCACGAUGAUGUGCGAUGUUUUCAGCCACGGCCCGUUGUGGAUUAUAGCAGGCGUAUUGAGCACAAUCGGCUCCGGUGUCUGUGGAGGUUCAAUGAGCCUGGCUGAGCUUAUAAUCGGCCGCAUGGUCCAGGGUAUUGGCGGAGGUGGCGCAACAGCGCUUUGCUUUGUGAUAAUGGCGGAUACAACCCCAGAGUCCAUUCAGUCGCGAUAUUCAUGCUACAUCCUGUUGGUCCGACUGAUCGGUUCGAUGUUGGGCCCCGCCGUCGGCGGCCUUUUCAUUGACAAGGGCAGUUGGACGUGGGCUUGUUAUUUCAACUUUGUCUUUUGUGGACUGGGGUUGUUGCUAAUUCCUAUCUCGGUGGAUCUGCGCGUCUCCAAGAAUAUCCCGCUCCGGAAGCUGCGCAUCAUGGAUUGGUCUGGAGCCACGAUGGCAUUGUUGGGUCCAUCGAGUAUUCUGAUCGGUCUAGGUUGGGGUGGAACUUUGUAUCAGUGGACUGAGUGGAGGACUCUGAUGCCGAUUGCCGUUGGGAUUGCAAUACUCAUUGCAUUGGUGCUGUAUGAGUCGAUGUGGGCGUUGCAUCCGCUGUUCGGUGCGAAGAUUUUUAGGUCUCCGGGAGAGAUCAUGACCUACGUUGGCUGCUUCUGUCAUGGCUUUGUGAUGCUUUGCCAGAUGCAAUACUUUUCGCUCUACUUCCUCGCAACCAAGUAUUAUACUGCCACCGUUGCAGGACUGGCUCUCUUGGCUCUCACUGGUCUGGCACUUACACCUGCAGCCGUGGUAGGAAUCGUACUCGCAAGCGAGCCGCAGUGUUCCAAAUAUCUCAUCUCUGGAGGAUGGGCCUUGACCAUUCUCACAUCCGGUUGUUCCAUCCUACUCGACCGCAACACCCCGACUGUCGGGUGGGUAUUCCUGUUCUUCGCAGCUGGUUUAGGCCACGGACUUCUUCUGGCAAGUUAUAAUAUCGAGAUCUACGAUAUGCCUAAAAGCGAAAGAAGAUCAUCCGCCGCCAAGCCGAUUGUCAUUUCUAAUUUCCUGCGUGCAUGGGGGAUGGCAGUCGCUAUUCCCAUGGGAGGCGUGGCCUUCUUAAACCUGUUUGGGGAUGAGCUUCAGAGCCUUGGACUGAAGCGUGAUGUGGUCAAUACCGCCAACGGAUAUCUAGUGCUGAUGAACCAAGUACAGAUGUCAGGCGAUCAGAGAAAAGCUAUUCAAGAUGCCUCGGCCACGGCAUUGCAGAUUGUAUGGGAGCUUAUCACAGGCGUCAGCGUCGUGGGCGGCCUCUCGUCAGCAUUAUUAUGGAGGAACAAGUCAUAG